AUGGGGGAUAACUUUCGCCAUUUGCUUAGCAAAGAGGGCGGCGAUGUGUUUGUUAUCGUGAUUGCGCUGACCCUCCUGAUUGUCUUGCGUAAAGCUUUAAUAUUAGAAGAAAAAACAGAGAUCUUUAAAGAUUUUCCGGUGGGCGAGCGGCGGUCCGGCGGCGGCGCACGGUGGUCUGACGGUGGCGCACGGUGGAAUGCAACUAUACAAAAGUAUUUUACCAAAGAACCCAAACCAAGUAUCCCAACUUCAUCAAGUCCGUUAAACUCUAAUGAACAUAAUAACAAAAGAAGUCGAGAGGAAGUUGAAUUAUCUGAAGAUGAAAUUGUUGGUGACCCGGCGUUACGUAAACCAAUUAAUGAUUAUCCAACUAAUAUACGAGAAGAAGUAAGAAGACGGUACAUAGCGAAAGGUGCUUGUCAACCAAAAGGUCAUGUUUUCCCUAAAACGAAAGUUUGUGGAUUUAUGAGAAAAUUUCAAGAAACAUGGUUUGACAACUUUUGUUGGUUAGAAUAUAGUGUAUCUAAAGAUGCCGCAUUUUGUUUAUGGUGCUAUCUUUUCCCGACCGGGAAUAAAUUUGGGGAUGAUGUUUAUAUUAAUCAUGGUUUUAAUAAUUGGAAAAAGGCAUGUGAAAACUUUCGUGAUCAUGAAAGGGGUCGGAAUAGUAGACAUAAUCAUGCAAGAGUUCAAUUCGAGUCAUUCAAAGAUCAAAGACAUAAUGUAAACUAUAUGAUGCCUAGACGUUGUAAGCAAGAUGAGAUUGAUUAUCGUAUUCGAUUAACCGCUGUUGUUGAUGUGAUUCGAUUCCUUUUACAACAAGGUUUGGCUUUUCGCGGGCAUGAUGAGGCUGCAAGUUCUAAUAGUCGAGGUAAUUUUCUUGAACUUGUCAAGUGGUAUUGUGAGCAUAAUGAUGAAGUAAAUAAGGUGUUUAACUCGAACGCUCCUAGAAAUAAUCAGUUGACUUCGCCUAAAAUCCGAAAGGAAAUUGUUAAUGCUUGUGCUAUGGAAGUAAGAAAGAUUAUCGUGAAUGAGGUUAAAGGUAGGUUCUUUUCUCUUUUGAUUGACGAGUCUCGUGAUUGUUCUAUAAAAGAGCAAAUGGCAGUGGUUUUGAGAUACGUUGAUGAUGGUGGGGAAGUUAUCGAACGGUUUAUCAGGGUAAUGCAUGUUAUUGACACUUGUGCAUCAUCUUUAAAAAGUGCUAUCGAUAAUUUCUUUGCAAAACAUGGUCUGACAAUGUCUAGAGUUAGAGGUCAAGGUUAUGACGGAGCUUCCAAUACGCGUGGUGAGCUAAAUGGAUUGAAACAAAAAAUCUUACAUGAAAAUAAGUACGCAUUUUAUAUUCAUUGUUUUGCUCACCAGUUGCAGUUAGUCGUUGUAACUACGUCAUCUGAAUAUGCAUCUGUGAGUAAUUUUUUUGAUUACCUUGGAAGGAUUGUGAAUAUUAUUGGAGCUUCAUGUAAAAGGAAAGAUGCUAUCCGUCAAAAACAGUAUGAUGAUUUCGUGAAACGUAUAGAAAUGGGUGAAAUUUGUACAGGAAAAGUGAGAGUUGUUACAAUUGCUUUGUCUAGAGAGGGCCCUGAUGGAAAAACUCGAGCCCUACAGUUAAAGAAUCAAAAUAUUGGCAAUGCUGUUCAAUUGAUUAAAGAUGUUAAAAAUGAUAUAAAGAAAUAUAGGGAUGAUGGCUGGGAGGAACUUAUGGAAGAAGUUAGUUCAUUUUGUUUUCAAAAUGAAAUUCACAUGCCUAAUAUGGAAGAUGUCAUUCCCGGCCGAGUCAGACGAACUAUUGAUGAUGAGCCACAAACAAAUCUCCAUCGUUUUCGUGCUGAUAUUUUCUACCAGGUUGUUGAUCUACUUUUUAAUGAGAUGAAUGAACGAUUUACUAAGUCAAACUCAGAGUUGCUUAUGUGUAUAGCUUGCCUUGAUCCUAGAGAUUUAUUUCAAAGUUUUGAUCGUGAGAGGUUAUUACGACUUGCGGAAUUAUAUUCGGAAGAUUUUUGUGGCUCUGAUCUAGGACAACUAAAGAUACAACUUGGCCGAUACAUUUCAAAUGUGAAAAGUAAUGAAGCUUUUUCUAAUCUGCGCGAUAUUGGAGAACUUGCAAAGAAGAUGGUUGAGAUGAAAUAUCACAUUACAUAUGAAUUGGUAUAUCGACUAAUUGAGUUGGCUUUGGUCUUGCCUAUUGCAACAGCUAUCGUUGAAAGAUCUUUCUCUGCGAUGAAGUAUAUUAAGAAUAAUUUACGCAACAAGAUGGAUGAUGAUUAUCUUACAGAUUCGUUGGUUUGUUAUGUUGAGAAAGAUAUUUUUGCAAAGGUUGAAAAUGAAGCAAUUUUACAACGAUUUCAAGCUAUGGGGCCUCGAAGAUUACAAUUACCCGUUGAUAGAUCGGUUGGUAAAAAAAAAAUGGCAUCCCAACCGAUGACUACUGCUGCUUCUGCUACUUCUGCUAUCAUGACCAGUGUUCUUUCUGCGGUCAUGACUUCCGCUGUUACUGUCAGUACCGGUCUAGUGACACCACUGCCUAAUGCAGUGUCGCAUGCUGAGAAACCAGAGAAAUUCAGUGGUCUGAAUUUCAAAUAG
Helianthus annuus (common sunflower) is the source of this 2577-nucleotide messenger RNA. RefSeq lists its product as uncharacterized. The record is from RefSeq and is a predicted model, not a curated record. The coding region runs from base 1 to 2577 and encodes 858 amino acids. The transcript has 7 exons. Lineage: Eukaryota; Viridiplantae; Streptophyta; Magnoliopsida; Asterales; Asteraceae.